AGCGCAUUCUUCGCCGUGUUUUGUACAAGUUCAAAUGUCAGUCGAGUAGAAUUUAAUACCGAUAAGUUAACGAGAAUAUGAAAUAUAACAUGUUUUGAAAUAUGAUAUUUGCCAGUGUUUGUAUUUUAACUAAAAAUGCUUGCGAUAAAUGCAAGUAUAUCGUGUAAAGGUUAUAGGUCGACAUGGCGCAUUACGGGUUAAAAACUGGCAAUAAAAGGGGUCCAAGUGAAGUGAUACACACCGGGGUAGCACGUAGACAAGAUGAAGAAAACAUUGUUGAAGAAAGCGAAAUCAUGUAUAGCAAACAAAAAAUUAUUGAGGAAGUAAAGAAAGAGUUGCAAGAGACAGAACGUAAGAUUCAGCAGUUUAGCAGAAUGCAGAUGCUUCCUCCGGAGAUGAAUUCAGCUGUUCCAGAAGCUGCGGACUCCUGGAUCAUAAGUAAGACAGAAAUGGCAGCGUCGAGCGCGCCGCCCCGCGAGCAGCCGCCGCCCGCCGCCGGGGGGCGGGAGGGGCGGGAGGGGCGGGUGUUCGCGGUGCUGGGGCCGGCGCCGAGGGACGAGCUGCCCGCCUGCUGGGUGCCCGGGCCGCCCCCGACCGCCGCCCGCCGCCGCCGGCCAGAUAGUGUACCGUCAUUACCCGUGUUCAAAAUGAUGCAGGAUGAGAAUACUGUUGUUCAAGAAAUCUUUGAAAGCAGCUCAGAAAAAGCAGUAAUUCAGUUGGAGGUGAAUCAGAAUAUGUGUACACCUGUACCACAAAAAGAAGUGUCUCAGCCAACACCAGCUCCCUUGCCUGUGGAACCUACAUUGCAUAAUGACGUGGCAAGGUGCUGGAACGAGACAGUAGUGAUACAUCCUGCCAACUAUGAUGAUUGCUCAAAUUCAGUCAAUCAGCAGGAAGAGAGGCCCAUCGUCGCCCAGCCACAGCCACAGCCACAGCCGAGGUCGAGCGAGCCGGUCCUCAUUAGGCGGGUUGCGAUCAUGUCGUCAUCAACCACCACAAUGCCCGGCCAUCCGGGGUUCUGCGACGUCCGGGACCUCAACUGGCGUCCCCCCUGGCUGCAGCCCAGGAGCCCGAAGAAGCAGAAGAAGAAGGACCAGGUGAAGAAGACCAAAUCAGAGGAUGCCCUUCCGUCAACACACACCGCAGGAAAUGUUGCGAGGAAAAGCGGUCUCGUAACGUCAGCGUCACAGCCCUUGCUGAAACCUGAUGACCAGAAAGUUGCCCCAGUUCACGAUGAUUUGGAGGUGCAUAGGAAGAAGGCAUUGAGGCUGGAGAAGGAGAAGUCGAGGUUACUGCAGAAGAACAAGGAGCUGCAGAAGAAGUGUGAAGAGCUGAAGAAUUUAAAAAAAGUGGAGAGUCGGCAGCAUUUGGUUGCUGACAAGCCUUGGAGACUUAAGAGCCCAGCGAAGGAUGUCCAACAAAAGGAAGACAAAGUUAGUGCUGCAAAACCUGAAAAUGAUCCUGAAGAACAGGAAAACAACUUAUGUGAUAGAAAAGAAGAAAUCAGAGAGUACAUAAAGAGUCAGAGGAAACAGCGGCUCGAAAGACGAUUAAAAGAGGCUGAAGAGAAGAAAGCUAAGCAGCAACAGUUGAAAGAGACACUGAAAAUGCUGAGACAGAAAAGUCUUCAGCUUGCUAAAACCAGCAAAAGCAAUAAGGGUUCUGAUGGAGCAAGUGAAAGCAAGGAUAUACGUCAUUCACAGCCUAGUUCAUUGCAUAGCAACACUGCAUCACGUGCUGUGUCAUCAGUGCCAUCUGGAUCUGUCACAAAGGCUCAGACACCUGAAGAAAUGCAACUUUCGGCCAGAAAACCAGCAGAAAUGUCAUCAGCCUUGCUUGUCAAGGAUGAUGCAAACCACCCAGCUGGUUCGGAUGCCAUGGACGCAAAAGUAGACAUUCGGGAUAACUGUACCGACCAUCGCGAAUCAGCUGGGUCUUCACCAGAAAUUGUUACGUCAUCGCAGAAUGCUCAAGUCGCAGCUGAGUUGCACGUGCCCUUUGUGCAGCUGAACACGCGUUCACGGCCGAAGGCACCGACAAUUGCCUCCACGGCCGAACUGGAGCAGCUUGUUAAGGCAGUGCAUCAGCAGAUGGUCGCAGCGACCAACAGGUAUGCCCAAAAUCUGCAGCAAUCGUCCUCCGGUGCAAGAGAGCCCUUGUGGUCGGCAUCUGUAUCCCAGGUCGCUGGUCCGUCGUCUGUGUCCCAGGUCACCAUGAUAUCAUCCGUACAUAAUUCCGCGAGGACGCCGUCAGUGUUUGAAGUUACGGACCAGCCUGUGGGAUUUCAUCGAGCACUUCAAGUGUCGGGACUUCCGUCGGAAUCUCACACAGAUGACCCGUCUGCUGGACAUGAGUACUUGGCUCCUCAUCUGCAAUCUCAACUCAUGAAGCUGCCUCUUCAAUCGCAAAUCACCCAUUUGGCUCCGAAGUCUAGAGUUCCUCACAUUGGUGAAUCACCCCUUGCACCUAGCAACACAGAGCCAUUGCAGAUCACUGAAGCUCCGCAGGUGCCUUCUUCAUCUUCUGUUGUGGUGUCGUCGCCAACAUCCUGGAUGGCCACACUGUCUGCGUGUGCUGAUGCUCGACUGAACACUCUUGUCGCUGAUGAUAAGCUUCAAUAUCAGGCAAAUUCUGUUGUGCAUUCACUUAUGAGUUUACUAGAUAGAAAGAGGGCAGUGGAGUUAUCUCGUGGAAGCAUCAAGUUAGCACCCACUCAUCUUGGAAGUGUCGUUAUUGAACAGCCUAAUUGUAUCCAGCAGAAAAGUUCAGCAGAAACAAGUGGUUUGGAGUUUCACAGGAAAAUUAAUUCAUUACUUUUGUCUAGAGAACAGGAAAAAGCUGCAAUUAAAAUACAAGCUAGUGUUCGAGGUUACCUUACCAGAAAGAACCUUAAUAAAAAAGAAAGUAAGACUGUUGGUGCUCGUAAGAGUUUUCAGCUUUAUAAGGAAACUGAUGAAAAACGCAAAGCGGUAGAUCUUCAGAGCGGCGACUCCACCCCGGAAUGGCUGAAGCCCAAGGCUGUUCGACCAUGUCCAAAUAACAUUCUGUCUGCUGCUAUGAAGCAGUACGCGAAACUCCAGCAGCUGGGCCUAGUUGAUGGGCCACCCAUCAACCUCCCAGGCAACAGAAAGCCUCCUACAGAGUCGUUGAUGCAUCCGUCCCGAGACAUUGCAUUGCAGACAGAAAUGCCAGCGUCCAUAAAUUCAUUUGUUCGUCAUACUAAAACCACUGCACGUCUUUCCCCAGAAAAAAAUAGCAGCUCACACAUAUUGUACACUGGGAAGUUACAAGAUGAGCUUGAUCAUGGCACAUUCAAUGGUUCAAACAACUCUUCGAAAGCAGAGUCUUCAUCAACCAUUGUGUCAACAACUGGUGAUUCUGUUGCUGUUAGCACAAAACUUUCCAGUCAGUCGCAGAAACCAGCAUCACCCUCUGUAAAGAUUCUGUGCGGUAAGAAGCGGACGCCCCAGAGCUCUAGCCCGGAGCUAGACUCUGGUGGAAACAGCCUGUCUCUGGUCGCUCCGAAAGUCACUUUGGUGCGCAGAAGAAAGCUGAAUGAUGUGCACAAUGUUUCGGCCUCCAAGUCGGAAGGCAUGCUGGAAGUGCUGCCUGGUGACAGAAAGGAGUCCCCGAUUAUUCCACUGCAUGCAUCUUCGUCGGAGACUUACGACAGCCACACCAAGUUUGGACUUGAGCGAAGGAAGCCACGUCAUAGGGUGCAUUGUAAGCCCUCGUCCAUCAGGUCUCAAAGUUCUGCCCUGCUGGAAGCUGGAGACAUGGUGCUCAGCCGGGCGGUUGUGGACCACGGGGGUGGCAGUCUGCUGCCCGCGCCUCCGGCCACUCACAAGGACGUCCGCAUCCCUGCUGACCAGCAGCCGGACAAGAGCGGGCUGAGCGAGCGCAUCAUGGAGCUGCGAGCGAUGUGUAGCCAGUUCAACCAGAGCUUGGAGGCGAGCCGGCAGACGUUCGACCAGCGUGUGCGUUGCAACAAGGCCGAGCUGGAGAAGGUGGCCGCCCAGAUGGCGGAGAAUGCACGUCUGGCCGUCGAGGAGUUCUUGGCCAACCACAGGAGUCGGGAGCCGAGCGUCUCUCGGGAGCCACAGGUUUUGCCUGGUGGUGUUUCUGGUGGAAUGAGUGCCUUUGAUGUGACCAGCGCGUUUGAAGGAAUCGAGAGAGAUGUUGAAGAUGUGCAGAUAACAGUAGCUGAAACACUGUUGGAUUCUUCACGUGAUGCUUCUCUCAGGUCUGCAGCGCCAGCCAGCAUGCAGCUGUCGGAGAACCUGGAGCUCAAUCUGUCCCAAGCCCUCGAGCAGUCAGUAUCAUCGAUGCCCGAGCAGAACUCAUCGUCUCGCAGUCAGAAACAGGCUUUGGCCAUCGCUGCAUGUCACAUGUAUGAAGAACUCAUUAAAGAUGAGGAGAACCGUUGUAAGCAGCAUGAGGAAUUGAUCAGAAAGAAGCUCGAUGUGGUAAGCCAUAGCUCCAAGUCGCACCUGCAGUGGCUUCUCUUGAAGAAACAAGAGUACGUUAUGGCUGGGAAGAUGGACAAGCUGCAUUCCGUUAAGAAGAAGCAGAGAGCGGUCAUUGUUAAAUACUACGAAGACAAGCAGGAUAUCUUGAAGUCACUGAAGUUACAAAAGCAAACUUCCAAAGAAAGAAUUGCUUCAUUGAAGAAACAGCGGAAAACUUUUACAGAAAUCGUUAGGAGGUUGCUCAACUCCAGUCAGAAUUCCAAUGGUCCAGAGAAUGAAGUGCCAUCAAGAAACAUGUCUAGUGGUUCUGUGGAUUCAAAAGAACAAUUUAAAGGUGCUAGCUCCCAAGAGAAUACUUCUGAAAUUUUUGAAGAGAUUUUUUAUGAUGGCUCAAUGCCUGACGAGAAAUCAGAACCAGAAGCGGCUAGCUCUACAAAGCCUUCAAAAUCAUCAGCUCUCAAAGAGGCUACGAGCAUCACCAGUGUUGGAGUAUCUUCUAAAGUGUCUUCCAUUGCUGGUUUGGAAUCGGUCUCAGAACUUGCUCCUUCAAGUUCUGCCGUAUCAUUGAAAGGCGGCAGGGGCCGCUGCAUGACAUCCAGGAUGCGGGAAGUGACGCCCAAGGACAGUUUCAGCAGCAUCUACACGGUUAUGGAUGGCUCGGUUGCGAGCAGUGCUCGUGAUGAGAGCAGAGUGAACUAUCUGCGCUCUGGGCCGGUGCAGAUGAUCGAACUCACGCUCGGGAAGGACAGCAAGAAUGUUGAAACAACUACCAAGAAUUUGAUUAAAAAUGCAGGUGGCAAAAAUAAUGUGCUAUAUUAUGAAAAGUCUUCAAAUUAUGUGUUUCGAGAAGUCCAUACCCAAACAUCAAAAACCAGUAUUAAGUCAUCCACAUCUGUACGAGACGUGAGCACGUCGCCAGUGAACGUGGUGGAGGAAGAGAACGUGUCGCCUCGGACAUCUCCCAUUGGCGAGGAGCCGGACGCUGGCGUGGACCACCGCUCCAGCAGCAGCCUGCCCGAGUCUGCCAGGCCCAGUACUGUUUCAGAGGACUGCUCCAACUACAAUCAGUCGAGCAGCAAAAGCACCCAGACACCGGAGCACGUUGAAGAGCAGUCGUCGGUGGUCUCCAGGAGUCGGAGCUUCUCCAGCCUGCCGCUGCAGGCGUCUGGGCCGUCAGAGAAGUGCGGCAGGAGACUGGAGCUUGGCCUCAAGAUGCCCUUGUCUUUGCCGCCGUCCAGGAGACACAAACGCAGACAUUCAAGUGGUUCAGACGAAUCAUUCAUCUAUUCUCAAAAUGAGACACUGUCGGAACAAAGCGACGUGGAGGGUCGAAUCACAGCCCUGCAAGAGCAGCUCGACAGGCGAAAGCAGGAGGCAGAAAAACUUCACCGUGAACAGAAGAGAAACAGGCGAGAGAAGCUGAAGGCAAAAGAGGAAUCCUUACAGAAGCAGAUACUAGCAUAUGAAAAAUUUAUUCAGGAAACCAAACACAAUUUGGAGCAAGAUUUAAAUUCUUCUUCCUCCAUGGUUAUUAUGAGGCCAAAGAUCAAGCAGCCCCGGGUGGCUGAGAGGAAGCAGACAGCAAAACCACAUGCCACAGUCAGUAGUGUUGGACUGGAUUGCAGCAGUAAAACCGUCAGAAGCACGGAAAUUGUACUGUCGGUGAGCAGUUCCGAGGCAGAGCAGGUCCUCAGUGUCUUGUCCAAUCACAGUAUCGUCUCUGUGUCGGACCUGGAGAGCGUAGCGAGUGUGCCGUCAACAGCACAAGAAAGUGUCCCAGAGGAGAUCGCCAACUCCAGUGGCAAUGAGGCAUCCGUGUCAAAUGCAGUUUCCGAAGAGGACCAGAGCAGGGAGAUGUCUUUCAUUUCGGAACGCGAGAAUGGCUCUCACAACAGCAGCCAUGGAUCUAGCAGCCCAAAGUCAGUGUCCCAGGAGUUGAGCAUCCCUACGGCCAUUCAGAGCCCGGUGAAGUUAAGGGAGUCGUACGAUGACCAUGUGUCGGUUGUCGAAGAAAUAUGCAGUGAUAAUAGUAACAAGAAUAUCUGCAGUAAAGAAAUUGAGGAAAUUCUAAGCUUACGUAAUGAGUUUGCAAAUGAAAGGGCGUCUUGUGACAGGUACAGUGAUGACUUUGAAGCUGGAUCAGUUACCUCUGACCUUGCACAAGAAACUUCACAAUCUGUCGAAGAUUUAGAGGCGAAGGAAGAAAAUGAGGCAAGUCAGCUCAGUAGUGAAUCCAAAUAUGGGGAGCAAACACAUGAUAGCACCAGGGAAGAGCAUUUUUCUGAUGUUAAAGGAAAAUAUAAGGAUGUUAAUGAAAACUUGAGUGAGCUUGAAGUAGUUGAUGGGCGUAGUAUACCUGAAGAGUUAGAUCAAACUAUUGUAAUUACAGUGGAUUCCAGUAAAACUGAAAGUGAUUUAAAUGUUAUUGUGGAUGAGGUGAAACACAAUAUUUUCAAAGAGGAAGUGGAAGAAAAGCUUAUUGUAAAAGACGUAGACAUGUUGGCCACUGAAGAGCACCUGCAGAAAGUAAGUGACAACGAUAUUGGUGAAGAGCAAGUUUAUGAUACAAACAAAGAUAGAAGUGUCCAGGUAACAGAUAUUACAAAUGUUAUUUCAGCUUGUGAGGUGGAAUUAACUGAUAAUUUACUUAUGUCUGACAAUCAAAUAGCUGAAGCAAGGAGUUCCUCUGAUUUGGAUUCGGAGAUAGAUGUUUGUUUCUUCGAGGAGCCUGGAAAGGAAAUAAAUUCUAAAGAAUUUACUGACUCCCACAAGCAGUUGACUGAAUCAAAAGUUUUGCCUAUUUCUCCAGACAAAAUUUCACUUGUCGAAGGAAUAACUGACCUAAUUAUGCAGCAAGUUUUGUCAGAACCAUUGAGUAACAUCAAAAACUGUGGAACAACUAGCACAAGCCAACCGAUUGCAGAUGCUAGUUCAACAGUGAACACUGCGACACAGGAAGGUGAUAUUUCUCCUAAGUAUAAUAUGAUGGUAUCAAAACUGGAGCAGGAAAAUGUACAGUCAGGAGAAGAUGUUGUGGAUGGGUCAUUUGAAGCAUCCUUUAUUCCUGCAGAUGAGUUCAGUUUCAAAGAGCAAUCCUUUUUGAACGCUGAUAUUUUUCCUCUGGUGACAGUUCGUCAACGGGAAAAGGAGGCCAUCAAUCUGGAGAGAGGCGACAGAAUUACAGACUACUUGUUGGAAGAGUCACUGAAACAUGCUGCCAGAGAAGUGGUCAAAACGUGUGGUGAGAAACGCCAAAUCCUCACCGAGGUGGUAACACUGCCGCGAAGCUCAAGUGUCGAUGUGAGGAAGCGUGUCGGGGAGAUAAUGAUGGAGGCCAAGCUGAGUCCAUCUGUGGUGAGGGACAAGUCUCGAGUGCAGGACCUGAUGGUGACAACGUAUGAUCUGUUGUCACCCACAGACAUGCUGGACUCUGCUCAGCCAUCGCCUGUUGACUCUCCAGACUGCACUUUACUGCCAGGUGCAGACUCACCAUUGAAUGAUUGGUCAAGUACUGAAGUGACUGGAGAUCAGGACACUCGUGCCAAAUAUCUCAACGAGGUGGGUGUGGGAACUGACCUGUCCAAAGUUGCGCCAGCAGAGUGCGAGAACGAGUGGUUCGAUGAAGACUACGGACUCAGCUGCAGGCGCGAAGCUGAGGAGUUACGACGUCGGCAGUUGCGAAUUGAUCGGGAGAUACAGGAGCUAGAGCAGGCCCAGGAACAGUGCCCAUACUUCUACAUCCGGGAGAUCCCCAACAAGCCCCCACCGCCGUACACACCACCCACCCCGACCAGCCGAGCCCAGGAGCCCCCCUCUCCCCCCGGCCAGGAGGAGGUGUGCGGCGUGGUGAGCUGUGUCGCCGAGGCCGCCUACGACGCCUGGCAGGCAGGUGGCGACCCUGACGCGCUGCCCGUACCGCCGGCCCUCCAGGGCAAGGCCGCGUUCGGCCGCUUCUUGUUCCAGCUGGGCUGUCAGCUGGUGCGGGACGCCUGCCACCGGGACGAGGGGCCCCGCCCGCCGUGGGAGUGGGUCCCGCGAGCGGGCCGGCCCCCACCGCACUCCCGCCGGGCCGUGCUGGAGCUGGUCCGGAGGGAGCUGGCCACCGUGUUCCGCUCUGUGCCGCGGAGCGGCCCCGACGGCGACGCGGUCGUGCGCUGGGGCCGCAGGAAGAGGGAUCUCGUCGACGAGCUGCUGGUGCGUGAGGGCCGCAAGGAGGAGGCGGGCUGGACCAGAUACGAUGAGGACGAGGUGGCAGUGAAGAACAAGCUGACGGACGUGUUCCUCGUUUCUCUGCUGGACGAUGCAGUCUCCGUUCUGCGGCGUGUGGUGGCCGGGCGCAACACCGCAUCUUUGUCUUAACGCACAAGUACUCACUGCUACUCUAUACACUUAUUUGAAAAUUACCACUAUAGGAACUCUUGAUAUUAUUUUGUUGUGAAUUAGAUUUUUGUGUGUGUGUGUCUUUCAUCAGUAUUAACAACAUUGUAUUUUGCAUUUGGUAACUUGUAUUUGACUAGUUUUUGUUACAGAUGUUUAGUUUUUUUACAAACAAGUUUUUUAUCAAUUGAAGUGAACAAGUGUAUAUCAUCACACAAGAAAUGCUCGUAUGUAAGUUAAUCUAAUUUUCUUGAGUUUGAUUAUUCCAUGAAAUAUUUUUUACAAGUUGAAACCACAAAAAUGAUGAAAUAUUUUGAGGCCUUUAUUGUUGCCUUUUAAGAUAAAAACUUUAUUUUUUAUGUAAUUGAGAAUUGUGUAUAUUUUGGUGAUGUAUACAAGUUUGAUAAGACUAAUCAGUCAUCAUAGCCUUGUUUUUUAUUUUAUUGUAGAGAGUAAUAAAGAGUUACAGUUGCAUUUCAUGUAGGGCUGUAAUAUCAAUAUGUAACAGUAUUGAAAAUGUCAGCUUAUUGCUAUGCACUAGUACCAGCCCAGUCUACUCUUUACAUUCCUUUUUUCUGUUUUACCAGAAUAAGUCAUGCCCUCAAAUAUGCUUCACACCACUAAUAUUUGACCAUAACUAAAAUUAUUAGUUUAGAAUAAGCCUCGCACCAAACUUUUAAAACAGAACGUGUACGUGUGCGUGUUUGUGUGAACUUUCUUCUCGUAGCGCAAUUUUCCAAGACCUGACCCUUUUUAAUAAUAUUAUGCUUUUUUUAGUAACCAUAGAUGAUUGCAACCAGAAUCAAUCAGUAUUUCUCACAGGAACACUCAUAAACCACGUACAAGAUGUCCAUCGUUCAUUAAGCAAUAGCAGGUUAACCAGCUUUUGAUUUUAACAGAACUUGUGCUAUGCAGCAUUGCCAUAUGGCAUUUCAAUUUCUGAAUAACCCAUGCACCAAGCUUUUCCAACACAAUGUUUGCAAAAAAUUGUGCGCGGAUUAUUUGGGUAAAUGUGAUAUUAUUCCCCCUUCAUUUUUGCAAA
Bacillus rossius redtenbacheri is the source of this 9888-nucleotide messenger RNA. Its product is annotated as microtubule-associated protein futsch-like. Gene Ontology annotation, cellular component: centrosome. Lineage: Eukaryota; Metazoa; Arthropoda; Insecta; Phasmatodea; Bacillidae. The coding region runs from base 183 to 8828 and encodes 2881 amino acids. Gene Ontology annotation, biological process: microtubule anchoring. Gene Ontology annotation, molecular function: microtubule binding. The record is from RefSeq and is a predicted model, not a curated record. The transcript has 30 exons.